GUUUUUAAGCAGGCGUCUCGCGCGUGAGGUCAUAUGACAGGAAGUUGGUGAGCGAUCGCUUCCGGGGCACAGCAGGGGUCAUUAUGGCGGCGCUGAAGCAGCUCAUACGGAUAGGACAGGUGCGGAGAUGUCUGUCCCGGGGGGCUCCUCCUCCGCUCGUCAGGUCCGUGUCCUCCGCGUCCCCCGUGCUGCAGGCUCUGCACAGCCAGGGGGAGCCGGUGAGGUCAGAGGGCGCCUUCCAUGUCACCAUGAUCCCGGGGGACGGAGUGGGGCCCGAGCUAAUGCACUCGGUGAAGGAGGUCUUCAAGGCGGCUGAUGUCCCGGUGGAGUUUGAUGAGCAUCACCUGAGCGAGGUGCAGAACAUGGCGUCUGCCGAAAAGCUGGAGGAGGUGCUGGCGUCAAUGCAGGCAAACAGAGUCGCCAUUAAGGGGAAGAUCCACACCCCUAUGGAGUAUAAGGGGGAGCUGGCGUCCUAUGAGAUGAGGCUGAGGAGGAAGCUGGAUCUCUUUGCCAAUGUGGUUCAUGUGAAAAGUCUCCCCGGGUACAAGACGCGGCACAACAACCUGGACCUGGUGAUCAUCCGGGAGCAGACAGAGGGCGAAUACAGCUCCCUGGAGCACGAGAGUGCCAGCGGCGUCAUCGAGUGUCUGAAGAUCAUCACCCGCGUGAAGUCCAACAGGAUCGCCAAGUUCGCCUUCGAUUAUGCCACGAAGAAAGGUCGUUCCAAGGUCACAGCUGUGCACAAGGCCAAUAUCAUGAAGUUGGGGGACGGCCUGUUCCUACAAUGCUGUAAGGAGGUGGCAGAAUUAUAUCCCAAAAUCCAGUUUGAUACCAUGAUCAUCGACAACUGCUGCAUGCAGCUUGUACAGAACCCUUACCAGUUUGACGUGUUGGUGAUGCCCAACUUGUAUGGUAACAUCAUUGAUAACCUGGCGGCGGGGUUGGUCGGCGGAGCGGGCGUGGUGCCAGGGGAGAGUUACAGCGCUGAGUAUGCCGUGUUUGAGACGGGCGCCCGCCAUCCCUUUGCCCAGGCUGUGGGCAGAAACAUUGCCAACCCGACAGCAAUGCUGUUGACCGCCACCAACAUGCUGCGGCACCUGAACCUCGAGUAUCAUUCCAAUCUGAUCUCUGAUGCCGUGAAGAAGGUGAUAAAGCAAGGAAAGGUGCGAACAACAGAUAUGGGAGGAUACGCCACGUCCCUGGACUACACACAGGCUGUGAUCGCCAACCUCAACUCCUAGAGCGCCCCCUGCUGCUUUAUGACCCCUCACCGAGGAAUCGCAUCCCUUCACUAUAUUCCUAUUUGUGCGUAUUUAUGUGUGUGCUCCAGAUUAGUGACCUCAUUGUGCACCGCUCGCUUACAUGACUGAGGAUCACGGCUACUGGGCAACCUUGUUUUUAUCAUCAGGCAUCUAUCCAGUGAGUUACUGCUAUGGGCACUGGAUGUGCAGAAUGUACUGUAGGUACCACCAGGGGCAGGGAAUGUACCACUAUGGGCAAGGGGUGUGCAGAAUGUACUGUAGGUACCACUAGGGGCACUUCAUUCAUAGUUUAAUGCACUAAAGGUCCUGCUGUGGGUUCAAGAUUCUUAAAAGGGUACUCCGGCCCUGAGACAUCUUA
Molecule: messenger RNA, 1620 nt
Organism: Hyla sarda
Lineage: Eukaryota; Metazoa; Chordata; Amphibia; Anura; Hylidae
Gene: IDH3B
Product: isocitrate dehydrogenase (NAD(+)) 3 non-catalytic subunit beta
Exons: 12
Coding region: 84-1241 (385 amino acids)
Biological process (GO): isocitrate metabolic process; tricarboxylic acid cycle
Cellular component (GO): mitochondrion
Molecular function (GO): NAD binding; oxidoreductase activity, acting on the CH-OH group of donors, NAD or NADP as acceptor; magnesium ion binding
Source: RefSeq, a predicted model, not a curated record